Molecule: messenger RNA, 405 nt
Organism: Hibiscus syriacus
Lineage: Eukaryota; Viridiplantae; Streptophyta; Magnoliopsida; Malvales; Malvaceae
Exons: 2
Coding region: 1-405 (134 amino acids)
Molecular function (GO): RNA-DNA hybrid ribonuclease activity; nucleic acid binding
Source: RefSeq, a predicted model, not a curated record
AUGUUACCUGACCAGGAAGAUUCUAAACAGAAUAGGCGAUAUGAUAGGUGGUGGUCGAAGGGAGGAAUUGGUGGCCUUAUCAGAGAUGAGAAAGGAGUGAUGUUGGGUUCAUUCUCAGAAAAAGUGGGAUCCGGUCCUCCUAUUAUUGCAGAAUUGAUGGCAAUUAGGAGAGGCUUGAACCUGUUCCUGGAUUCGGAUUUGUUGGUAAAUCGAAGGCUUAUUUUGGAGUCUGAUAGUGCGAUGGUAGUGAAGUGGAUAAAAAAUCUAGCAAGUUCCACUCCAAUGUUUCUAUCUAUUGUUAAAGAUAUAGAAGACAUUGUGGUCAAUAAAAGGGUCAUUGUCCGUCAUGUGGCGAGAGCAACUAAUUGUGAAGCGGAUGAAUUUACCAAACAAGGGAUUAGUUAA